AUGUCGCUGGGAGUGGGUGUCUUUUCACUCCCCACUGUCUUGAACUCGAUCGGAUGGCUUUGGGGGAUGGGCCUUUGCUGCUACUUUGGGCUGUUGUCCACACUUCUCAUGCUGAACCUGCUGGACAUUGUCAAGCAUCACAACACGCAGUCCUGGGAGGAUCUGUGCCGCCUUGCGCCGCUGGCUCGUGCUUUCUCUCGGGUCAGUCUCCUCGUUUCCAUGCUGAUUGCCAAUGCUGCACACAUGCAAACUAUCGCAGGAAUGCUUUUUGACCUCUUGACUGUCUUCGUUACCGACGACUAUGGGCAAUACCAUUUCAGCACUUUCCAGCGGGGUGCGUUGAUUGUGAUUUUCCUUGGUGUUGCCAGCCCGUUCUGCUUCGCCGACAAUCUCGCUGCUUUGCAGCAUGUGGGGCACAGUGUUGCUUUGGUCGUGAUGCUGCUCUGUGCCACCGUGGUCAUCUCUUCCUGCAUCUCCGUCGGCCGUGGUUUGGGAGCCCAGGGCGAGUAUGCGACACCAGCCGCGGUGCCAGACCUCAAGGCAUUCGUCACCUCUGCUCCCAACGUUUGCUUUGCAUUUACCGGCAUGCUCAGCUUUUGGGAGGUUUUGCCAUACUUGAAUACUUUUUUUGGGGUGGAGCAAGCCUUCCCGCGCAUGAAGAAGACUGCCAUCCUUUCUGGCAUUUUGGUUCUCAUCUUGUACUUGCUGGUGUCAGGCUUCUGCAUCUUGGCAUUCGGCACCGACGCUGGCAAGCAGAGAAAGGGCAACGGCUACGGAAACGUGCUCUACAACUUCCCUGUGGACAACUACCCCGUCACGCUGCUGUGCGCGGCCUUGGUGAUCGUGAUCGUCCUCGAAUAUCCCGUCAUCAACUUCCCGAUGGUCAACAUGAUCUUGAACGUUCAGACCCUGGGCUUGAAGAGCAGACGCUAUGCGAGGCACUUCGUUAGCCUGGCUGGGAUGCUGAUCGUGAUUUUGCUGGACCUUGCCGUGCCGGAUCUGCCCGACGUCAUCGGACUUUGUGGUUCUACGGGCCUCAGCCUAUUCUGCUACGUUGUACCAGGCUACAUCUGCGCAGUGGCGGGCCAGGGGCUUCUGGGCAAGAUCGUGGGCACCUUCUCGAUGGUGACCGGCCUUAUCAUGCUCUUCGGAGGCACCUUUUUCAUCCUGAAGAGAGUUGUCACAGGAUCCGAAUGA
Messenger RNA from Symbiodinium sp. CCMP2592, 1197 nucleotides. NCBI's taxonomy places the organism in Eukaryota, Dinophyceae, Suessiales, Symbiodiniaceae. The record is from the annotation of a GenBank genome assembly.